AUGUCAUCGAAACCUAAAGACGAACUUAUCAGCAAUUUUCGUGCUAUUGUACAAUGUUCAAGAGAAAUAGCGAUACAAUAUUUAGAAGCUGCAGAAUGGAAUGAACAAGCAGCUUUAGACUUUUUUCUUGAUAGUGAAGAUGCUCAAGAUCAUAAUUCUUUUCCCCCGGUAGAAACUACAUCAUCUGUACCAAAAACUAAUCAAAAUAUUCCUGUCAUAGACAACACUACAUCUAGUAGAACAAAUGAUAAUGAAUUAGAAGAUGAUUUAUUACAAUCAGCUCUUGAAGAUAGUCUUCGUAUUAAACCACCAGAAAAAUCGCCAGUAGAAGUUCCAAAACGAAUUAAUAAUCAUAAAUCAAUAAUAUCAUCUAAGAUCAAUACUUUUAACGAUGAUGACGAUUAUUUAGACGAUGAAGGUCAAGCUUUUUAUGUUGGUGGUUCAGAACAUAGUGGUCAACAAAUUAUUGGACCACCCAAGGACAAAGGUAAUGAUAAAAAAAUAACAAAUCUAUUUGAAGCAGCUCGCAAACAAGGAGCUACAGAAGUUCAUGAUAAUGAAUCAACUUCAUCAUCUCAUACAAAAAUAGAAAAACCAUUUGCAGGUGUUGGAUAUUCUUUAGGAGAUGAUCAUACAUCAUCGCGUACUCAAGGACAAUCAUCGUCAGAAGCUGCAGUAGCUGCAUCAAAUCAAGUGGAAGAUUUACCAAUUCGAUUUUAUUCAAAUGGAUUUACUGUUGGUGAUGGUGAACUACGAAAAGUUGAAGAUAAUCAAGAAUUUAUUGAAUAUAUUAGACGUGGUGAAGUACCAUCUGAACUUAGAAAUUUAAAUAAAAAUGGACGACAAGUUGAGGUACGUCUUGAAGACCAUCGUGAUGAAGAAUAUAAACGUGUCGCACCUACACUUAAGCCUUUUGGUGGUACUGGUAAUACCGUUGGUUUUCCUGGACUUGAACAAACUCCAUUUAAAUCAUCUAUUGCUUCACCUGCUAAUGCAGCAUCAGGUUCUUCAAAUGAAAAUAAUCUUGAAACACUUGCUGAAAGACACUUAAAAACUUCAUCAUCAUCAACAACGAUUCGUCUUCGAUUACCUGAUGCUUCAAUGCCAGUAUGUAUUAAAAUUGAUCUUAAUCGAACAUUAGCUGAAGUACGAAAAUUUCUUACUGAAAAUGUUCACUCACUUCAAUCAAAUGCAUUCGAAUUUAUGGAACCACCAGCAACAAAAAUAAAACGUGAAGAUGAAAGAAGACAAAUACGUGAUACAAACUUAUCGAAUUCCACACUUGUUGUCCGACGAAUUGCUUAA
Messenger RNA from Rotaria sp. Silwood2, 1305 nucleotides. The record is from the annotation of a GenBank genome assembly. NCBI's taxonomy places the organism in Eukaryota, Metazoa, Rotifera, Eurotatoria, Philodinida, Philodinidae.